Molecule: messenger RNA, 6332 nt
Organism: Monopterus albus (swamp eel)
Lineage: Eukaryota; Metazoa; Chordata; Actinopteri; Synbranchiformes; Synbranchidae
Product: focal adhesion kinase 1-like
Exons: 38
Coding region: 868-4275 (1135 amino acids)
Biological process (GO): signal complex assembly; protein phosphorylation
Cellular component (GO): focal adhesion; cytoskeleton
Molecular function (GO): ATP binding; protein tyrosine kinase activity
Source: RefSeq, a predicted model, not a curated record
UACUGACACACCUGGGGACUCUAGCAGUAGAGCUGGACACAUAGGGCUCCUCUCCUCCUGUCAGUGAGCGCUGCCAGAUGCAGCCAUGUUGGAAAAACUCAGGCUCCAGCAGCAGCAGCAGCAGCAGCGCUAAGAGCUAACGUCAGUGGACACCGACAACCGGGCACGGCGCUGUUGUGGACACAAACAGACAGGGAGAGAGACACAUAACGGAGAGAUAAACCACCAAGCCGGUUCUAAUAUCAGCAGAUGUAUCUGCAAAUUUCAAGCCUACUGGCUGGGAAAAGCACUCGUUUGAGGAGAGUAGGUGCUGCUGGUCUUCGUGGCUAAAACGGGGGGGUUUGCGUCAACGCUGCCCUGUCCUCUUCUGUUUUCCUGCCUCUUUCCAAUUUAUUUCCUGCCUUUCCAUGAGUUUUGACCCUGAUCACAUCCUUGUACCCACCCGAUAGCAGCGGCCAAUCUGCAAGCACUGUGCACAUAUGAAGAAUCUUUCUCACGUUAGUUGCACUGAUAAGUAGAAUUCUUCAUUUUUAUACACUUGGUGAACUUGUACUUUUCAGUGGUUUUGUUUGGAUGGGGAAGCCAACACUGAGCAUGUUGGAUCGAUCCUUUCACUUGUCUGCUUUCAGUCAGGGCCAGAUAAGACAGAUGGGAAGUGAAGUGGGAAGAGAAGAGGAGAAGGAAGCGGCUGUUUGGAAAUGAAACUCGGCCUCAAGGUGUGUCAGUCCAAAGCAGUCAGUGGGCGGGUGUUUUCCCUCUCCUAUAACUGACAGCGUUACAGUACAACUAGGAAGUGGAGAGACAGGAGAGGGACACAUAAGGGCACACAUAAGCGGAGGGUCAGUCCUCUGUGUACUGACUGCCAACAUGCAGUUCUGGGAUUUCCUGGGCUGCGCCAAUGCAGAUAUUUCCCGAAUAUCACACUACUCUGAAUAUGAUGGCCAGUUAGCCCCAGCAGGAGUAACUGAGGCAGGCAUGGCAUCGUCUUCCUACUUGGAGCCCAACCUCAAUCACUCUGCAGUGGGUUGUGGGGUUAAAUCUCGGUCUGGGAUGCCCAGUGCUCCCGGUGUUGGUACCAGUGGCUCUGCUGGAGGUCUAGAGCGUCCACCAGGCUCCAUGGACCGGGUUCUCAAGAUCUUCCAUUACUUUGAGACAAACAGUGAACCAUGUACUUGGGCAAGUAAUAUCAGACAUGGGGAUGCAACAGAUGUCCGGGGUGUUAUCCAGAAGAUAGCAGAGAUCCACAAACUGCGCUGUGUGUCUUCUCUGGGUCUCCGUCUGACACAUCUGCACUCUGAUGCUCUCCACUGGUUACACCCUGAUUUAGGCGUUUGUCACAUUAGGGAGAAGUAUGAGAAACAGCACCCACAGGAGGAGUGGAGGUAUGAGUUGCGGAUGCGGUACCUUCCUAAGGGUUACCUCAGCCAUUUCUCUGAAGACAAACCCUCUCUCAACUACCUCUAUCACCAGGUAAAGAGUGACUACAUGCAACAUAUAGCUGAUCAGGUGGAACAAGAUGUUGCUUUGAAACUAGGCUGUUUGGAAAUCAGGAGGUUCUUCAGAGAGAUGCCAGGCAAUGCCUUGGAUAAGAAAUCUAACUAUGAACUACUAGAGAAAGAUGUUGGCUUGAGAAGAUUUUUCCCCAAAAGCCUCCUGGACUCUCUCAAGGCAAAGACUCUUCGUAAACAGAUCCAGCAGACCUUUAAACAGUUUGCUAACCUAAAUGAUGAGCAAAGCAUCCACAAGUUCUUCGAAAUACUCACUCCCAUCUACCGCUUUGACAAGGAGUGCUUCAAAUGUGCUUUAGGGUCUAGCUGGGUAAUAUCAGUGGAGUUAGCUAUUGGGCCAGAGGAAGGAAUCAGCUACCUCACAGACAAGGGCUCAACGCCCACACACUUAGCUAACUUUAACCAGGUACAGUCCAUCCAAUACUCCGCUUUGGAAGAGAAGGACAGAAAAGGCAUGCUGCAGCUCAACGUGGCCGGAGCUCCAGAGCCACUCACAGUCACCACAGCAUCCCUGACUACAGCAGAAAACAUGGCUGACUUGAUUGACGGCUACUGUCGGCUGGUCUCCUCAGCUAGUCACUCCUUUAUUGUCAGAGUCACUAAAGAAGGAGACAGAGCUUUGCCUUCUAUACCAAAAGUUUCGAAUCACGAGAAGCGCAUGGACAAACGGAUGGAUGGCGUACGAGCCAGAGCUGUUUGUGUCUCCGGUCACACUAGUGGCGAUGAAACGGACGACUACGCUGAGAUCAUAGACGAGGAGGACACCUACACAAUGCCUUCAAAAUACUAUGGACUAGAUCAAGCACGAGACUAUGAGAUUCAGAGGGAUCGUAUUGAGUUGGGCCGCUGCAUCGGUGAGGGUCAGUUUGGAGACGUCCACCAAGGGGUCUACAUCAGCCCGGAGAACCCAGCUCUGUCUGUGGCAGUGAAGACGUGUAAGAACUCGACGUCAGACAGCGUGAGGGAAAAGUUUCUCCAAGAAGCAUUGACCAUGCGUCAGUUUGACCAUCCUCAUAUCGUGAAGCUUAUGGGGGUCAUCACAGAGAAUCCAGUCUGGAUUAUUAUGGAGCUUUGCACACUUGGAGAGUUACGGUCAUUCCUGCAGGUGAGGAAGUACAGUCUGGACUUGGCCACUCUCAUCCUCUACUCCUAUCAGCUCAGCACAGCGCUGGCAUAUCUGGAGAGCAAACGAUUUGUACACAGGGACAUCGCAGCGAGAAACGUGUUAGUGUCUACGGUCGACUGCGUUAAGCUUGGGGACUUUGGUCUGUCACGAUACAUGGAAGACAGCUCUUACUACAAAGCCUCUAAAGGUAAACUGCCUAUUAAAUGGAUGGCUCCAGAAUCCAUCAACUUCAGACGAUUUACUACAGCUAGUGAUGUCUGGAUGUUUGGUGUCUGCAUGUGGGAGAUUCUAAUGUAUGGCAUCAAGCCUUUCCAGGGUGUAAAGAACAACGAUGUCAUAGGCAGGAUAGAGAACGGUGAGCGUCUGGCGAUGCCUCCGCAGUGCCCUCCUACUCUCUACAGCUUGAUGACAAAGUGUUGGUCGUAUGAUCCCAGUAAGAGGCCGCGCUUCAAUGAACUCAAAACACAACUGAGCACUAUAUUAGAAGAGGAGAAGAUCCAGCAGAAGGAGAGGAACAGGAUGGAGAUGAGGAGGCAGGUCACUGUUUCUUGGGACUCUGGAGGGUCUGAUGAAGCACCACCAAAACCGAGUAGACCCGGCUAUCCCAGUCCUCGCUCAAGUGAAGGAUUUUACCCCAGUCCCCAGCAUCCGGGACACUACCAGAUGGCAGCAUAUCCUGGCCCCCACACCCUCCCCUCGGUGCCCAGUGCCCUGUAUCCCCCACAGGCUGCAAUGCUGGACACACACCAUGCGCACACACACCCUCGCCAUCAUGUCCACACUCACUUGCACACGCAGCACCUUCCCCAGCCAGGACAGGAUGUGGCACUAUGGGGCUCAGCGAUGGAGGACAGGGCAGUAGACAUGCAGCAGUGUGUAGAACAGCAGUGCCUGUUAAUGGAGGAACAGCUGAUGAUACAACAACAGCAGAUGGAGGAGGAUCAGAGGUGGCUGGAACAGGAGGAAAGGCUGCUGAAACCAGACACCAGAAGUUCUAGAGGGAGUCUGGACAGAGAAGAAGGUGGACUCCAACCACCAACAGGAAACCAGCACAUAUACCAGCCUGUUGGCAAACCAGAGCUUGCCGCUCCCCCAAAGAAACCCCCUCGGCCUGGAGCCCAGAGCCAGGGGGGCAGUCUAGCCUGCUUAAAUAGUGGAGACAGUUACAACGAUGGAGUUAAGCCCUGGCGGCUGCAGCCCCAGGAGAUAAGCCCGCCCCCCACCGCCAACCUGGACCGCUCUAAUGACAAGGUGUACGAGAACGUGACAGGACUGGUCAAAGCUGUGAUCGAGAUGUCGAGCAAGAUCCAACCCGCUCCUCCUGAGGAAUAUGUUCCCAUGGUCAAGGAUGUGGGUCUGGCUUUGAGGACAUUAUUGGCCACAGUGGAUGAGACUCUACCACAGCUUCCAGCCAGUACACACAGAGAGAUCGAGAUGGCUCAGAAGCUGUUAAACUCAGAUCUGGCAGAGCUGAUUGGAAAGAUGAAGUUAGCCCAGCAGUAUGUGAUGACUAGUCUCCAGCAGGACUAUAAGAAGCAGAUGUUGACGGCAGCUCACGCUCUCGCUGUCGAUGCCAAGAACCUGCUGGAUGUUAUCGACCAGUCGCGGCUCAAAAUGAUGGCCCAGUCCCGCCCCCACUAGCCCCACACCAGCUCAGCUGACCAACAGGAGCCAGUCUGCUCUGUGAGAGGCAGCAUCAUUGUGGCUUCUCUUGGCAGUGAACAUCAAAAGACUCCUGCAAUUGUGAUGUCUGUCGUGACUCCUGAGAGAGCUGAUGAGGAAAACAGUGGCUCUGAUACAGACUGUGAAGAAUCAUUAGAUGGUGAAUACUGUGUAAGCUGAGGUAGACAGUUCAUCUGGGAUUGAAGUCUCCACCACUGUGACUUUGUUAGUGCAAGAACAGAGCAAAAACACUUCCUGAAUCAGGGACUUUGCAGCUUCACUUUCUUUGGACGGGAAUACAAUGAAAAAGGAGGAAAAGCAAAGAGGAAUAUGCUGGUGAUUUUCUUUAAGCAUUUGGAUGAGAUGAGCCUGGUUCCUGAGGCUGGAGGUUUAAAAGCCUCUGACUGUCAUCGGAGCGAUUGGAUACUGGAACAGUGACAUCGGGUGGAUCCAUUUCAAUGGAAUACAACUUUUAACUAAAGCCAUCAGAACCUGAUUGAUCUGCAUUUGAUCCGCAACAUAUCUGCAUGAAACUGCACAGUGGGUACAGACUUAGACAUCAGCCAGCAGCAGUUAUAGUACAUUUGUUCAACGCUGGAUGUGAAAUGAACUCCGUGGUUGAAAUACCUCCACGGAUUCUUUUGAAUGGGCAGAUCAAACCAAACUAGAGCCAGCUCUCUGUUGGGCUUUGGUCAGGUGUGGUGCUUUGAGUGGAAGAACAUCCACACAUUCCUGGUUUGAUCUGGAGAAGCAGCCUCCCACCCUCUAUUGCUCCUCCCUCUCCUCCCUUUCAUCCAUUGCUGUCUUCCCUCACCCGGUUUUAUUUAUAGACUGUAAUUGCAAUGGAGGAGACUGAAGGAGACAUGGACGAGCAGAUUAAAAACUUGAGCUAACUGUCCUCCUCUUUCGUCUCUGUUUCACUCACAUUUAUUUCUCUCUCACUGCUCCUCUCCUUCCUGCAGUCUUCCUCAGCUCCUCUCUGAGCAUGUUUUAAAGACUCAAAAUGUGAAGAAUCCACAGAUAUAAGGCUCCCUACUAGCACUCGAUAUAGUCGACUCUUUUUAUCAGCUGGCUCCAUGUUUUUGUGUUGUUCUGAGCAGCUCCUCCUCUGAAAAACAAUAUUCACUCCCAGCACUGGGAGAACAGGAGAACAUCGGGCUCAUCACAGAGCUCAACUUAAACUAUAUCUGUGAGGACAGUGUCUCCUUUGUGUGUCCGCUCUACGUAUAUUGCCCCAGUGUUGGUCUGAUGUUCCUCACAUAAGACUGGUGUCACACCUUUAACGGUCCAUCACCCACCAGUGGCACACAGUGAAUUUCCUGAGGAUACACCCAGACCUCACAUCUGGAACCUUUGUGCUCUGUGCUCCAGUUUCUGACAGGUGUAACACUCACAGCUGUCCCUAGGGAAACAAACACACACGAAUGUGGAGCCACUUGACCAGAACUUGUCUUUCAGACACAAAAUGCUAAAGUGGAAAUACAGCAGAUCAUGUUUUUGUUAAUACUGACCCCACAUGGAGUAUAAUGUACUGCAAUAUAAAAUAUACUGGCGACUCUACUAGUAUAGCAUGAUAUACUGGUAUGGAGAAGAGCAAAUUUUGCACAGCACCAAAAAAUUCUGAUUUUUUUUUUUUAACCCUGUUAUACUCAGAUUUGAUUUCCAUGUUUCACCAGCAGUGAAACUAUCAAACAUCUGGGUGUUAGAAUAGGGAUUAAAAAUGUAAAAAUAAGUCUAUUUUAUUUCCUUGUUGCGUAAAUCUGCUCAUGUUGGUAUAUUGUAAGCUAUACUGGUGUGUACCACUGGUGAAUUGUACAGAACUUGUACUAGUUAACACUGGUUUUUAUUUUGUCUUCUGGGCUAAAUCUGCCAUCCUGUCAAAUAGGAGGGAAAAAAACCAAAACAAUGAAAUAAAAUAAUAACAAAAUGGAAAUCAGACGGUUCACAUUCAUCUUUUUUUUUCCAUUAAUUAAUUUUCAGGUUUUAUACCUCCAGUGUCUGGAACUACAGAGUUUUCAUUUCAUGGUACUACUGGC